Caenorhabditis angaria is the source of this 1118-nucleotide messenger RNA. NCBI's taxonomy places the organism in Eukaryota, Metazoa, Nematoda, Chromadorea, Rhabditida, Rhabditidae. The record is from the annotation of a GenBank genome assembly.
AUGGCUUUGUCGCAUUUCGUGAGAUGUUUUGCGACUUUUACUAAUCUCAUUUUUCUGGUCAGUUUUUUAACCUAUAAUUUGUGAAAUCCUAAAUUAUAGGGUUCAAAAAAAUAUUUAUUUUUCAGGCAAUCUCAUGUUCCUUAUUAGCAACUACAGUUCUAGCAUUUUUCAGUCCUCCGCCACAAAAUGUAUCACCCGUUGAUGUUGGAAAACUUGACCAUGUAAAUUUUUUUUAAUUUUAAAAUUUAAGUAAAUCUGAAAUUAAAGAUUUUAUGAAAGUAAUGCGCGUUUUCACAAAAAAAUGUCUGGAACUCGAGAAAAAGUUUUGGAACUUUUUUUCCAAUAAAAUAUUCCUUUGAGAUUUUUUUUAAAUCAAAAAUCAUAAAUUUCUGUAUUUAUUUUCAGUAUAUAGUGACAAUUCUACUAAUGGGUUCCUAUGGAAUUGCUCUUUUCAUUCUUUCACUUGUUGGAUUGAUCUCACUUUGUUUUCUCAACUCAUUUUUGUUAUCUGUGGUAAGUGUUUUUGUCAGGAAAAAAAAAUUAUAACUGUGGUUUUCGACCUAUAAAAAUAGCCAGGAUUUCUUCCAUUCGUAGCUUUGGAAUUUUACGGAGUAUUGUAGAGUACUCAUAACAUCAGAUCUAGGAAUCUCGAAACUUUUUGCAGUUUAUUAUUGGUCAAGUGGCAAUGAUCGGAUUACUGUUGGUUUCUUUUGCAUUUACCCUAACUGUCAGGCAUCAAGUUCAUUAUCAAUUGAAACAAAAAUGGACAGGAAAAGCGCCGUGUCUUGAUAUUGAAAAUUGUGUGCCAAUUGAAACAUUCAAACGAUCCGAAACCAUGCUUCUUGUUUGUCUUUUUGGAUUUCUCGUUCUACAGGUAAGAAAUUUUGGGAACUUUUUUGAGUCACCGUAGAUUUUGGCGACAAACAGUUUGGUGUUAUUUCAAAAGCCAGAAAAAUCGAAACAAAAUUCAAUUGAUAAAUUCUGAAUCUUGUUUCUCAAAAAAAAUCCAAUUUUUCCAGAUUUUACAACUUGGCGCAUGUUGGUAUUUAUGCGAACGUCGAUCGAGUCAAGAAAAAUACAAACUUCAACUUCAAAAAGCAGAUGAAGAUGAUGAAUAA